UGAUCUAGCCCACAGAACCUGAUUGCCCAGUCUCAGUCAGGUACUGGUAAAACAGCUGCCUUCGUCCUGGCCAUGCUCAGCCGAGUGGAACCAGCAGAGAGAUACCCCCAGUGUUUGUGCCUUUCCCCAACAUACGAGCUGGCUCUUCAAACGGGAAAAGUGAUUGAGCAGAUGGGCAAAUUUCAUCCAGAACUAAAGCUUGCUUAUGCUGUUCGAGGCAAUAAAUGUAAGUAUAAAGGGGUGAGACCUAAGCAGUUAAAUAUUUCUGUUAAAAAAAAAAAAAUACACUCUUCAGAUACCUUCAUUUCUCAAAUAUUUCCUUCUCUCCAGACCCGCAAAACAGCGAGCUGGCUGGCAGCAGAGCUCUCAAAAGAAGGCCACCAGGUGGCCCUGCUGAGUGGCGAAAUGAUGGUGGAGCAGAGGGCUGCGGUGAUCGAGCGCUUCCGAGAAGGCAAAGAGAAGGUGCUGGUGACCACCAACGUGUGUGCCCGCGGUAUUGAUGUCGAACAGGUUUCUGUUGUCAUCAACUUUGACCUCCCCGUGGACAAGGAUGGGAACCCGGACAACGAGACCUACCUGCACCGGAUCGGGCGCACGGGCCGCUUUGGCAAGAGGGGCCUGGCAGUGAACAUGGUUGACAGCAAGCACAGCAUGAACAUCCUCAACAGAAUCCAGGAGCAUUUUAAUAAGAAAAUAGAAAGAUUGGACACGGAUGAUUUGGACGAGAUUGAGAAGAUAGCCAACUGAGACGCUCCACCAGUCGCCAGUGCCCACCCCCGGCACUCCGCCUGCACGGGAGACCGGUGCUUUCACGGCACAGGCCUCGACAGUCACCACAAAGACAAAGGCAGAGGAGAGAGAAACUACCUACCUCAUUUUAAAUUACGUUUGGACUAGACAAAAAUUGUGCAACUGAUGGGGGAAGGUAGAAGGAAAAUUUUGCAUUUCGGAAAAUGUAGUCCUCCCCUGCUCCCACCCUUAAGCCAUGGGUUUUCCCCAUCUUUAUAAUAAUCUGGUCGCUAUGGAUAAUCGCUGAGCCUAGGAUCCCCUGCUUGUUUUGUUGCUGGGAUGAUAGGACCGACCUCCAGCCCCUGCAGAAACGGUCCAUGUAGAGUGUGGGAGAGGCUUCACAGCACCAGCAUGUGAGCCCCACUGCACGGAUGGAAUGUGGGGAGCAGCGGCAGAGACCCUUGGGCUCUCUCCCUUCUCGGGCCCUGACUGGAGACCUGCCACCAAUGUCUCUUGCCCUUGGGGCCAUCUUCCUUCUCCUAAAUCCAGAGAUGUUCCAGCUGAUCCCUUUUACCUCUGUUCUCUGUGCCAGAGGAUGUCCCUGUUUCUCUCUGGGUGAGCAUCUUGGGUACUUUUGUAAACCUCGGAUUUAGAGAGAAACGUGGAAGUCAGUGUAUCUUCAGAGGGAUUGGUCUGGCAAGGGUAGAUGAAUCCUUUGAGAAUCUGGGCCUUCCUGUUCCUGCAGUUCUGUGUUUGCUCAGGCACUGGGAGUCAGUCAUGGUGGCCAGGAGACACUGGGUGAGUUUCUGACACACACCUGGCCACGUGAGUUGGUUCUUAUCCGUGGGGUGUCACACUAUGCCUGGAGGCAGUCAGCAGAGUUUGGAAAGGAAGUUAUGACCAAGUGAAAACUCCGAUAGUGCUCUUUAUCUGUAAUAGUGGACCUGUUGGUUACUUUAAUUCAGAGGUCAUCUAUAUGAAUAAGGACAGAUAAAUUUGAGCUAUACCCAUCAUUCAUUAUGUUCAGAAAUUUUAAAGUAAUUAUGAAAGGCUUUACUAAUCAUGAUUCAUUUUUAUUUGUAUUUUUCUGCUAAUUAGACUAAUAUAUGCUCAUUAAAAAGGUGUGUGUGUAUGUAUAUAUACAUAUAUAAGGUGCAAGUGCUCUCUAUCCCCACCUCUCUGGAAUCACCAUUAGCAUUUUGGUGAACAUUUGAUAUAUUUCCUUCUGUUUACAUAUCCACUUUUUUACAAAAACGGUAAUAUUCUAUUCAGGCUUUUGUGCACCCUGCCUCUUUAUUUAGCAGCGUAUCUUGGACAUGUGACAUGUCCUGCACACAGGCCCACCUCACUCUUGGCAAUGGCACUGCUCUAGCAUUAGCUGCCCCAGCAUUUAGUUCAUGGCCCCUCUGGCGACAGGCAUGGAAGGUGGGCACGGUGCCACAGCGCGCAGCCUCACUCACCUCUGCCCUGUGAAAGUCACUGUAGGAUCUAUUCCUGGAGGUACAGGUGCUGAGUCAGACAGUGGAGAUCUUUAUGAUUUUAAUCCGUUCCCAGUUUACCCUGCCAAAAAGUUUUUACCAAUUUACAUUAUUAUAGUGACACAAAAAUACCUAUUUUCUUUCCUGCUUGCCAAUCCUCUAUAUUAUCAAUUUUUACAAAUUUGCCAGUUUGAGUAGCAAAAAAUAAAUGGCAUCAUUGCAUUUUGUAUUUAGUGAGCGUUGGCAAAUUUUCAGUUUAUUGGAUAUUUGUAUUUUGUCUUUCGGGGUGCUGCCCAUUCUUCCCUCAUCAUUUUACUAUUGGAUUAUCAGUCCUUAAUGAUUUUAAGCCACCACUAUUUUAAGGAAAUUAGACUUUAUCUUAAGUGGUGGAUGUUUUCCUAGCUUGUCUUUACAAAUUCAUUUUUCAUAACAUUACACGAAAGUUUAAUUUUAAUGUUACUCGGAUUUCAUUUUUAAGAAAUCUGGAUUUAUGUCAUGGCUAGAAAAGUUUUCCUCAUCCCAGUGUCAUAAACCCCAAUUUAUCCUGUACUCAUUCCAGUAUUAUAAAUUAAUUAUUCAUGUUUCCUGUAGUGGCAGUUCUUGGGGAGUAAAUUAUCUAAAUUCUUGUAGAUCUU
This is a messenger RNA of Leptonychotes weddellii (Weddell seal), 2842 nucleotides long. The record is from RefSeq and is a predicted model, not a curated record. NCBI's taxonomy places the organism in Eukaryota, Metazoa, Chordata, Mammalia, Carnivora, Phocidae.